Teleopsis dalmanni is the source of this 891-nucleotide messenger RNA. Its product is annotated as stAR-related lipid transfer protein 7, mitochondrial-like. NCBI's taxonomy places the organism in Eukaryota, Metazoa, Arthropoda, Insecta, Diptera, Diopsidae. The coding region runs from base 1 to 891 and encodes 296 amino acids. Gene Ontology annotation, molecular function: lipid binding. The record is from RefSeq and is a predicted model, not a curated record. The transcript has a single exon.
AUGAGAUACUGCUAUUGUUCACUUGGUAAUGAAAAGUGUGUAUCUGAUUCUGGUACAUUGUCAAUUAAGAAUUGUAACAAUAAUUUGGAAGUAAGAUCUAGUGUCGAAGAUGGGUCAGCAAUGAUCGAAGUUGCCGAUGAAAAUCAUUGGCGACCAUUUUUAAAUAAGAACGAAUUAUCAAUUUGGACACGAGAUGAGUCAGGCAACAGGAACUCGUACAAGGUGUAUGCAAGUUAUGAUGAUAUAAACGCCAUGGAUUUAUUAAAUGUACAAACUGAUUUAGAUUAUCGAAAAGAAUGGGAUCAGACUGCCGUAAAAUUAGAUAUCAUUGAAACUGAUCCAGAACAUUACGCAAAUUCUCAUCUUAUAUAUUGGGAGAUGCAAUGGCCAAAAUUUUUUGCUAAUCGUGAUUAUGUGUUCAGCCGUCGUUACGUUAUAGAUAGAGAACAUAAUAUAAUAUUGAUAGCAAAUCGAGGUAUUGAACAUCCAGAUUAUCCCGAGAAUAAAUCUUUGAUAAGAGUAAGGGAUUAUUGGAGUUAUAUGCUUAUUAUGCCCUAUACACACUUUGAUGAGCCAGGGGUACAUUUUGUUUUGACUUAUUUUGACGAUCCUGGAAUUUCCAUACCGACAACAUUACAGACUUGGGUUACUGAAAAACAAAUGCCUGACUUUUUGAACCGAAUGUAUGAAGCGACAAAACGAUACGGUAGCAGAAUGUCUGUUCGAAACUUAAGAACCUUUAAUCAAUUCAGAAUAACAUAUGCAUACCAGGACAAGCUUGCAAAAUUGAAAAAGUUAUGGAAAGUGCCAACGCAAAGAAGCUCUACACCAAGAGAUCUCGAUAGAGAUUCUUAUACAGUAAGAAAGAAACCAAAAGCAAUAGAAAAAUAA